This is a messenger RNA of Striga hermonthica, 1860 nucleotides long. NCBI's taxonomy places the organism in Eukaryota, Viridiplantae, Streptophyta, Magnoliopsida, Lamiales, Orobanchaceae. The record is from the annotation of a GenBank genome assembly.
AUGGAUGAAAUUUACGCCAAGGUGAAUUCCUUGACCUCUAUAGAGACUGAGCUCCCAUUCAGCUACUAUAGUCUUCCCUACUGCAAGCCUCUUGGGGGCAUCAAGAAAAGUGCUGAAAAUCUUGGAGAACUUCUAAUGGGAGAUCAAAUCGACAACUCACCUUAUCGUUUCCGUAUGAACGUCAACGAGUCUUUGUACCUCUGCACCACCCAUCCAUUGAAUGAGAAUGAGGUGAAGCUUCUAAAACAGAGAACACGGGACCUCUAUCAAGUGAACAUGAUUCUUGAUAAUUUGCCCGCUAUGAGAUUUACCAACCAAAAUGGUGUCAAAAUCCAGUGGACGGGUUACCCGGUGGGAUACACCCCUGCAGGCAGUAAUGAUGAUUACAUCAUCAACCAUCUCAAGUUUAGGGUGCUUAUCCACGAGUAUGAAGGAGCUGGUGUUGAGAUAAUCGGUACUGGAGAGGAGGGAAUGGGUAUCAUUUCCGAAGCUGAUAAGAAAAAGGCUUCAGGGUAUGAGAUCGUUGGCUUCGAGGUGAUUCCGUGCAGCGUGAAAUACGACCCCGAGAAGAUGAUGAAACUUCACAUCUAUGAUAGCGUGCCAUCUGUCAACUGCCCGCUCGAGCUCGAAAAGUCUCAGAUCAUAAGGGAGCAGGAGAGGGUGUCGUUCACGUAUGAGGUUGAGUUUGUUAAAAGCGACAUUCGCUGGCCGUCCAGGUGGGAUGCUUACCUGAAGAUGGAAGGGUCCCGCGUGCACUGGUUCUCGAUCCUCAACUCGUUGAUGGUGAUUUUCUUUCUGGCUGGCAUUGUUUUUGUCAUAUUUUUAAGAACUGUCAGAAGGGAUCUUACAAGGUACGAGGAAUUGGACAAGGAGGCUCAGGCCCAGAUGAACGAGGAGCUUUCUGGUUGGAAGCUUGUGGUUGGGGAUGUGUUCAGAGAACCUUCACACUCAACGCUACUUUGUGUCAUGGUUGGUGAUGGUGUUCAGAUUACUGGGAUGGCUGUUGUCACUAUUGUUUUUGCAGCUUUUGGCUUUAUGUCACCUGCUUCCCGAGGCAUGCUGUUGACUGGUAUGAUUUUGCUCUAUCUCUUCCUAGGAAUUGUUGCUGGUUACGUAGGUGUCCGCAUGUGGACGACUAUUAAGGGUUCAUCCGAGGGGUGGAGAUCGGUUGCUUGGUCGAUAGCGUGCUUUUUCCCGGGCAUCGUUUUUGCUAUAUUGACGUUUUUGAAUUUCGUCCUUUGGGGAAGUAAAAGUACCGGUUCCAUCCCGAUUUCUCUAUUUUUCAUUCUCUUUACUCUCUGGUUUUGUAUCUCGGUGCCUCUCACUCUUGUGGGAGGGCUUUUCGGUGCGCGUGCUGAGAUUAUUCCAUACCCUGUCCGGACCAAUCAGAUUCCCCGGGAGAUACCCGCCCGUAAGUACCCCUCAUGGCUUCUUGUUCUGGGUGCGGGGACACUUCCCUUCGGGACUCUCUUUAUCGAGCUUUUCUUCAUACUCUCGAGCAUCUGGCUCGGGAGAUUCUAUUACGUCUUUGGUUUCUUGCUGAUUGUUCUUCUACUGCUGGUGGUCGUCUGUGCCGAGGUGUCUGUUGUCUUGACUUACAUGCACUUGUGUGUCGAGGACUGGAUGUGGUGGUGGAAGGCCUUCUAUGCGUCGGGCUCGGUUUCGCUUUAUGUUUUCCUUUACUCGAUUAAUUAUCUGGUGUUUGAUCUGCAGAGCCUGAGUGGGGCCGUGUCGGCCACGCUUUACUUGGGAUACUCAUUGAUAAUGGCGGUCGCGAUUAUGCUCGCGACCGGAACCAUUGGGUUUCUCACGUCGUUCUACUUUGUGCAUUACCUUUUUUCGUCCGUGAAGAUCGAUUGA